AUUAUGAUGAAGCUGAUCGUUUGUAUUUUGAAAAUAUUACUUUAGAGCGUGUAUUAGACAUUUAUGAAAUUGAAAGUUCUUGUGGUGUGAUAAUUUCUAUGGGUGGCCAAACUCCAAACAAUAUAGCAUUACCAUUGUUUCGCCAAAAUGUUCAGAUACUUGGUACUUCUCCGGAAAUGAUUGACACUGCUGAAAAUCGAUAUAAAUUUUCUCGUAUGUUGGAUCAGAUCGGGGUCGACCAACCGAGAUGGAAAGAGUUAACGAGUCAUGAAGAAGCACAUGAAUUCUGUAAGCAGGUUCAAUUUCCAGUUUUAGUACGACCAUCAUAUGUAUUAUCAGGUGCUGCAAUGAAUGUAGUGUAUUCCUCGGAUGAUCUUUCUAAUUAUCUUAGUCAAGCUACGGCAGUUUCUAGAGAACAUCCAGUUGUAAUUUCAAAAUAUAUUGAAGAAGCUAAGGAAAUUGAAAUGGAUGCUGUGGCUCUUGAUGGUAAGCUAAUAAUGCACGUAAUAUCAGAACAUGUUGAAAAUGCGGGCGUACACUCGGGUGAUGCAACUCUUGUCUUACCGCCACAGGACCUUGAUCCUGCUACUGUACGAAAAAUCGAACUCGCUACUCAACAGAUCGCAAAUGCAUUAAAUGUGACUGGUCCUUUUAAUAUUCAGUUCAUUGCUAAAAACAAUGAUAUAAAGGUUAUAGAAUGCAAUGUUCGCGCGUCAAGGUCUUUUCCAUUUGUGUCCAAAGUUAUGGACGUGGAUUUAAUCGAGAUGGCUACAUUGGCUAUGUUGGGUGUUCAUAUUGAUCCAUACCCACCAAUUAAUUUACCAAAGAAUUAUGUAGCUGUUAAAGUGCCACAAUUCAGUUUUAGUCGUUUAUCUGGUGCUGAUCCUAUAUUGGGUGUAGAAAUGGCAUCUACUGGUGAAGUUGCAUGUUUCGGGCGAGAUAAAUAUGAGGCAUAUCUUAAGGCGUUGAUAUCUACAGGCAUUACUGUCACCAUGCCUCGAAAAAACAUUCUGCUUUCUAUCGGUUCAUUCAAGGAAAAGAAUGAAAUGUUAGCAUCA
Messenger RNA from Racocetra fulgida, 1058 nucleotides. NCBI's taxonomy places the organism in Eukaryota, Fungi, Glomeromycota, Glomeromycetes, Diversisporales, Gigasporaceae. The record is from the annotation of a GenBank genome assembly.